AUGGCGUUUGGAGACAGCCCUGAGGUUUGCUUCUUAGGACGAUCAAAUGUUGGCAAAUCAUCUCUUCUCAAUGCUUUGCUUAACAACAAGAAUGCGGCAUACACCAGUUCGAAAGUCGGGCGAACUCGGUGUAUGAAUGCAUUUGCGAUUGGAGGACAUGAAGGGUCUGAAGAUAAUAGUGAUCGAUUAGUGGUACUGGAUAUGCCGGGAUAUGGGCAUGGUGGGAGGUCGGAAUGGGGAAAAGAAAUCAUUAAAUAUCUGGAGAAGAGGAAGCAGCUCAAACGAGCUUUCGUACUAAUUGAUGCCCAGCAUGGGAUCAAGGAGCUUGAUAGGGUGAUGUUGCAAAUGUUGCGGUCCCGUAAAGUCCCCCAUCAGGUAGUACUAUCAAAGGUUGACAAGAUUCUGUUCCCUUCGAAUACGAAAGGAAUCCCCGGAAGUGAUGCGCUGGAGAACAGGAUUACUGGCCUGGACAACUUCCUUCAAGAGGUUAAAGCAAUGAUCGAGGCAGUCCCAGAAUCCGAUGAUGCUGAUUCCUUGAUCGGGGAAAUACUAACAUGUACAUCUGAGAAACGUGCUGGGAGAAGAUAUGGCAUUGAUACCGUACCAACAAGAACGAUGUUUGACUGGGGAUGGGGGCAAAAAGGUGGGAUGGGUUCAAAGAUGGGAAGCGGAUCUCAAGAAUUGAUCUUUGAUCAACAUAUUUGGUACACAGUAACCUUAGGAGAAGAAGGAUUGCAGAAGACAUGA
Molecule: messenger RNA, 747 nt
Organism: Sclerotinia sclerotiorum 1980 UF-70
Lineage: Eukaryota; Fungi; Ascomycota; Leotiomycetes; Helotiales; Sclerotiniaceae
Exons: 3
Coding region: 1-747 (248 amino acids)
Cellular component (GO): mitochondrion
Molecular function (GO): GTP binding
Source: RefSeq, a predicted model, not a curated record